UAAUUAAGAUCUACGUUUGUCUUUGUAAGACAAAAACCUUACACCGAAGUCAGAAUAUAAAUGGUGAGAUCAAGUGAUCAUGAUCAUUGUUAAACAUAACACAGUGUUGUGCGGAUCACAGUGGGUCAGUGAUCAUGAAUAUCUUGAAUAUAAUUUUGCUGUCAUGUGCUUUGGCCGUGACUGUCGCUCAAAAGGCUGGGGAGACAAGUAAUGACUUGCUAGAUGGACAGAGGCGGAGUACCGGGGGCUAUGGGCUGUUAAGACCUGGUAUCUCAUCCGGGUACAACCCGGGCGGGUACGGGGGCUAUAACGGUUACAAUGGGGGCUUUGGAGGCGGCGCAGGGAACUAUGGCGGCGGUCCUGGGGGCUACGGAGGUUACCAGGGAUACGGCGGCAACCAAGGCUUUGGUGGACCUGGUUUCGGAUACCAGGGUCAGGGUGGAUACCAAAACGGAUUUGGCGGUGGUGGGUACAAUGGCGGCUACCCGAGCGGCUACGGCGGCUAUAGCGGCUAUGGACAAGGAUAUCCGGGGUACAGCGGAUACCGCCCCAAUAGGCCCGGAUUCGACUACAACCGUCCCGGGUACGGCGGCAACAACCUAGGCUACCAGGGUGGCUACCGGCCCAGUUACUCCAACCAGUACAGACCCGGUUUCGACCGACCCUACACUGGAGGCCAGGGCAAUUACUUCGGCGGCUAUGGUGACGGCUACAGCGACAACUUUAGACUUCUCGGCAGAAAAGCCGGUGAAAUUAAGGAGAGUGAUGUUAAGGCGUAAUUUAUCUAUUUAUAGUACUUACUAAUUUAAUAUUUUAGAUCUAAAUUUAUUGUUGCACUGAUUUUUAUU
This is a messenger RNA of Trichoplusia ni (cabbage looper), 848 nucleotides long. RefSeq names its product dormancy-associated protein 2-like. The transcript is spliced from 4 exons. NCBI's taxonomy places the organism in Eukaryota, Metazoa, Arthropoda, Insecta, Lepidoptera, Noctuidae. The record is from RefSeq and is a predicted model, not a curated record. Bases 135 to 779 code for a protein of 214 amino acids.